AUGGUUAUUGUUAUAAAGAAUGUGAAGAAAGGAAAGAAGAAAAUCAGCAAAGAAAGACUAGUUGUGUUGGAACAACUCUUUUACGAAUUGAAGAACAUUCCUCUCCUUUUCCUACAACACACAAAUGAAGGUGGAAUUAUUACAUCUCAACCAUUAAGACGAAACCAACGUCGUUUUUGUAAAAGAAUGGCAGCAGCAAAUCAACAACAACAAACAAAAACAACAAAUUCCCUCUUAAUUCCCCAACAAAAUAGAAAAUUAUCUUAUAAUCAAACAAAUUCUUCAGAUUCCUUACAAGUAAAAAGUUGGAUUGGGAAAGGGGAGGAAAUAGGGAGAGGGGGGAUGUUGAGAGAGGGAAGGGGAUUGAAAGCUUUUAUAAAGUUUAUUUAUCCCUUUUAA
Messenger RNA from Meloidogyne enterolobii, 399 nucleotides. The record is from the annotation of a GenBank genome assembly. Lineage: Eukaryota; Metazoa; Nematoda; Chromadorea; Rhabditida; Meloidogynidae.